This is a messenger RNA of Nerophis ophidion (straightnose pipefish), 588 nucleotides long. RefSeq names its product spexin hormone (gene spx). Lineage: Eukaryota; Metazoa; Chordata; Actinopteri; Syngnathiformes; Syngnathidae. The transcript is spliced from 6 exons. Bases 46 to 405 code for a protein of 119 amino acids. The record is from RefSeq and is a predicted model, not a curated record. Gene Ontology annotation, molecular function: neuropeptide hormone activity.
UUCACCCUUCUUUACUCCACUUCUGGAAGCCACAUCACUUUCACAAUGAAGGUUUUGAAGUCCAUGACUUUAACGUAUGUUCUCACACUCUUACUGGCUGCAUUUGUCACGCAAACCUGGAGUGCACCAAAGGCUUCUUUCCAAAGGAGAAACUGGAGCCCGCAGGCUAUGCUGUACCUCAAAGGCACUCAAGGACGCAGGUUCAUCUCAGAGGACCGAAAAGAGGGUGAUGUGUAUGACACAUUACACUUAGAGACCCGUAGCCAGAACACAGAGAAGCUGAGCGUUGAUCAAGCAGCCACUCUUUUACUCAACUUUUUGCAGCAAGCCAGGGAUGGCGCGGAUGAAAACCCAGAUGAGAUGUACUUCCAGGAGAUGCCGGUGUGGAAGAGAGAAUACUUCUAAGUACUCCUUUAAAAUAUGAUGGAGAAGAAAAUAUGUUUUUGUACAUUAUGUAGAUGAUACAAGUAUAUUUCAAAUGUGAUGUUUUAAUAAACGAUAAAUAAAAUCACAUUAUCUCAAGUUGGACUGCUCUUCACACUCCCAGCAAGGGAUACCUGCACAAUAUAAUACUAAUAAUACAAUAAA